Haemonchus placei is the source of this 522-nucleotide messenger RNA. NCBI's taxonomy places the organism in Eukaryota, Metazoa, Nematoda, Chromadorea, Rhabditida, Trichostrongylidae. The record is from the annotation of a GenBank genome assembly.
AUGACGUCUCUAAGUCAUGGUGAAUCUAGGGACGGAUCUCGAACCCGAUGGUUCCUGAAUGGCGCAGUGAUUUCUGGAGCAGAGGCAGGAGUCGAACUUUCUCAGAACAACCGUCACCUAACAUUAAUGGUACCAGAUGCCCUGGAUAAUGAUCGUAACGAACACGAGUUGGAAUGCAAAGUAGAUGCAGCAUCAGGAGUGCUAUUUGAUCAGAAGUCCUUGAAGAUCAGGAUCGUAGAAGAACCGAUUCUGAAGCCUUCCCAAGCAGAGAAGCUGUCUCCGUUAGGCUCUCGUCUGGCAAUUCCUUGCUCGCCAAGGAAACUUAGUGUUGUUCCAUUGAGAAUACAGUGGUACUUUAACGGGAGUGAGGUACUUCUUCUUUGUUUUACUCGUUCUUUUUUCGUGAUUAUCAAGUCGAUGUGUUUGUAUUUUGACGGUUGUAAAAUAUUGUUUCGUCAGCUCCGAGAUUGUGUGUUCCAGUCAGAAAGGUAUAACACUUGUCUUGACUCGACGUUUUGUUAA